Messenger RNA from Erythranthe guttata (spotted monkey flower), 2065 nucleotides. RefSeq names its product RNA-binding (RRM/RBD/RNP motifs) family protein. The record is from RefSeq and is a predicted model, not a curated record. Gene Ontology annotation, molecular function: RNA binding. NCBI's taxonomy places the organism in Eukaryota, Viridiplantae, Streptophyta, Magnoliopsida, Lamiales, Phrymaceae.
AGAAAAACCAGGAAAGGAAAAAGAAAAGAAAAACCGGCAAACUCGAUAUAAAUACACGCGCCUGUAAGAAGUCCAGAUCAGCGAUCACCGAAUUGUCGAGAAUACCCUCGGAGCUCAUAUCUCACCAUAUACGAGAAAAAAUAUCCCCAAUUUUUUUCGAAACCCUCAAUUGAGCCAUUCAGCUAGGGUUUUCUAGAUACCGCAGAACGAAGCAAGCGAGGUUCGUAUAGCUGUUGUUUGAAGGAGGCAGACAAAGAUAUCAUUCCGAGCUGCAAUAGGAGCUUGCCUUGUUGGAGGUAUAAGAUGCCAAGGACAAGAGCCAGUGCUGCAACUAGUAAAUCUUCUGAACCUGAAAACCCUGUUGAGCCUGAAGAACAGGUUGAACUUGGUGCUGACGACGACAUGGAAGAGACCUUGGAAGAAGAGGUUGAGUACGAAGAAGUAGAGGAAGAAGUAGAGGAGGAAGAAGAGGAAGAAGAGGAAGAAGUUGAAGAGGAGGUGGAAGAAGAGGAAGACGAGGAAGAAAAUGAUUCUCACAGACACGAUGCUAGAAGGAAUCCCAGUCGUGAUGAUGACAUGGAAAAUGAAGAAGGCAGAGAGGAUUUGGAUAAAAAACAUUCCGAGCUUCUUGCACUUCCUCCACAUGGUUCAGAGGUGUAUCUUGGUGGAAUUUCACACGAUACUUCUGAAGAUGACCUGAAGCGCUUCUGUGAAUCAAUUGGGGAAGUUACUGAGGUCAGAGUGAUGAAGGGAAAGGACUCGAGUGAAAACAAGGGAUAUGCUUUUGUAACCUUCCGGAGCAAGGAAUUGGCUUCUAAGGCUAUGAAGGAACUUAAUAACACUGAAUUGAAGGGGAGAAAGGUGAAGUGUUCUACGUCUCAAGCGAAACAUAAGCUGUUUAUAGGUAAUGUACCCAGAAACUGGGGAGAGAAGGAAAUGAAGAAGGUUGUGAAUAAAGUAGGGCCUGGGGUUGUUACUGUGGAACUUUUAAAGGACCCGCAAAACUCCAGUAAGAAUCGUGGAUUUGCUUUCAUCGAGUAUUACAACCAUGCUUGUGCUGAGUAUUCAAGACAAGCAAUGUCUAAUCCCAAAUUCAAGCUUGACGAUAAUGCUCCAACUGUUAGCUGGGCUGAUCCAAAAAGUGCAGAAUCUUCAUCUUCUCAGGUCAAAGCGGUCUAUGUAAAGAACUUGCCAAAAGAUAUAACUCAGGAUCAGCUUAAGGACUUGUUUGAACACCAUGGGAAGAUUGCGAAAGUUGUUCUUCCUCCAGCAAAACCAGGGCAAGAGAAGAGCAGAUACGGUUUUGUUCACUUUACAGAAAGAUCAAGUGCCAUGAAAGCUCUAAAGAACACAGAGAAAUAUGAGAUUGAUGGCCAAGUUGUAGAGUGCUCACUGGCAAAGCCACAGGCGGAUCAGAAAACUACAGGGGGGUCAAACUCACAGAAGACAGCUAUAUUUCCAAACUAUCCACCUCGCAUGGGAUACGGCAUGGUUGGACCUCCUUAUGGUGGUCUAGGUGCAGGAUAUUCCGGUGCAGGCUUUGCCCAACCCCUAAUGUAUGGAAGGGGAGCUCCUCCAGGUAUGGCUAUGAUGCCCAUGCUUUUGCCCGAUGGAAGGAUUGGAUAUGUCCUGCAACAGCCAGGAAUGCAGCAGCGGACCCCACCGCCACCUCAACAUAGAGGGGGGCGCAGCAGCGGCGGUGGUGGUGGAGGAAGUUCGAGUGGGGGAAGACGUGGUAGUGACAGUGGACGUGGACGAAGCCGUUAUAAUCCUUAUUAAUAAUUUCGAGUAAAGUUUGCCUCAAUUUUAUUUAUAUAAUGAUAAUAUAUAUGGUUUAUUGAGGUAAAUAUGAUUAAUGGAGAAAAUGAAUUAAGGGAUGGGCUGUGUAAUUCAGUAGAAAGCCUUUUUAUUAGAUUUAAAGUUUAAACAGAGCUUUGCUAAAGAAAAGUAUGACGUGGAGUUGGACAUAUUGGCAAUUGCCAUUCUAACCUCUUAUUUGUUUGUAUUUACAAUUUUCUGUACGAAAAAGAAAUAUUAUUGCUAUUUAGCCACUGAAUUUGUCUUA